Cercopithifilaria johnstoni is the source of this 5265-nucleotide messenger RNA. The record is from the annotation of a GenBank genome assembly. Lineage: Eukaryota; Metazoa; Nematoda; Chromadorea; Rhabditida; Onchocercidae.
AUGGGCAUGCCAGGUCCUCAAGGUCCUCCAGGUGUACAAGGUAUACGAGGAUUUCCGGGUCCUGAAGGCCUUCCAGGACCGAAGGGACAGAAAGGUUCACAAGGUCCACCAGGACCACUAGGAAUGAAGGGUGAUCGAGGAUUGAUUGGUGUCCCUGGUUUCCCAGGAAAUGAUGGCGCAAAUGGACGACCAGGAGAACCGGGUCCACCAGGUGCACCUGGUUGGGACGGCUGUAACGGAACCGAUGGAACUCCCGGUAUCCCAGGUUCACCCGGACCACCCGGUGUACCCGGUUUUCCAGGUACACCAGGUGUACCAGGACCAAAAGGUGAACCAGCUAUUGGAUAUGGUGGAGCUCCAGGAGAAAAAGGUGAUGCAGGAAUGUCAGGAAUGCCAGGUUUACCAGGACCGCCUGGACGUGAUGGAUUCCCUGGACUGAAAGGCGAUCGUGGUGAUAUUGGGCCAUCUGGACCACGAGGACCACCUGGUGAAAUAGGUGUGCCGGGAAAUCCCGGCAUCGGAAGUAUAGGACCAAAAGGAGAACCCGGAGAUCUUGGUCAGCAAGGGCCACCAGGUCCACCUGGGCCACGAGAAUUCACUGGUUCAGGCUCUAUCAUAGGGCCACGUGGUGCGCCAGGAGAAAAAGGUAUGAAGGGCGAUCAAGGACCUCGCGGUUUACCAGGUCUUCCAGGUCCGGUACCAUCAACUGGUGCCAAGGGUACAAUCAUUGGUCCGCCGGGUUACCCAGGAAUGAAGGGAGAGAAGGGUGAACCUGGAGAACCCGGAGCACGUGGAUAUCCGGGAAAUUCUGGUGCGCCAGGACAACCGGGUUUUCCCGGAAUGAAAGGGGAAAAAGGACUAUCUGGACCUGCGGGACCACGAGGAAAAGAAGGACGACCCGGUCUGCCGGGUCCACCAGGUUUCAAAGGCGAUCGUGGUUUAGAUGGUCUACCAGGUGUACCCGGUUUACCUGGUCAGAAGGGUGAACCAGGAUUUCCAGGUCGAGAUGGAUCAAAAGGAGCUCGAGGUCCACCAGGACCACCAGGAGGUGGUGAUUUCGCGAACGGACCACCAGGACCACCUGGAUUACCAGGACGAGAAGGAAAACCUGGCCCACCGGGAGUUGAUGGCUAUCCCGGACCACCUGGACCACCGGGUCCUCAAGGUCUACCUGGUGGACCUGGACUUCCAGGUUUGCCUGGUUUAGAGGGGUUCCCCGGACCAAAAGGAUUAAAAGGCGACGCUGGUAUACCAGGUGCAUCUGGGAUGCCUGGACCACCCGGACUGCCUGGAUCGCGAGGACCCAAAGGAGAGCCUGGGCCACGUGGUGCUGAUGGAAAAAGCAUUCCCGGUUUACCAGGUAAAGAUGGCAGACCUGGUUUGGAUGGUUUGCCAGGAAGGAAAGGAGAAAUGGGAUUACCGGGUGUUCGAGGUCCUCCUGGUGAUUCAUUGAAUGGACUUCCUGGUCCGCCAGGACUACGUGGACCACCAGGACCCAAAGGUUACGAUGGACGAGACGGUGCUCCAGGUUUGCCUGGUUUACCAGGACAAAAGGGCGACCGUGGUGGAUCGUGUUCUGCUUGCGUUCCUGGGAUGAAAGGAGAAAAAGGUUCUGAUGGUUAUCCAGGCUUGCCGGGACCACAAGGCGAAAGAGGAUUACCAGGAGUAUCAGGUGCCCAAGGUCCUCCUGGUGACGACGGUAUGGCUGGUGCGCCAGGAAGACCUGGCCCACCAGGACCACCUGGAAAAGAUGGCAUUCCUGGUUUGCCAGGGCAGAAAGGUGAACCAACACAUAUGGUGCUUCGACCAGGACCACCAGGAUAUCCAGGUCAGAAAGGUGAAGCUGGCUUCCCAGGUUUGCCUGGACAAAUUGGACUACCGGGAAAAUCUGGACCACCUGGUUUGAUAGGAUUGCCUGGAAUGCCAGGACCAAAGGGCGAACCAGGUUUCCCAGGACUGACAGGAAAACAUGGCAAGGAUGGACUUCCAGGUCUUCCUGGAUUGAAAGGAGCACCAGGUUAUGGUGCACCAGGGUUGCCAGGACUUCCGGGUCAGAAAGGUGAAGCGGGUAUUCCUGGUCUACCAGGAGCUCAGGGACCCGUUGGGCCAAUGGGACCACCUGUAGCUGAAAGCCAAUUGAAACCAGGGCCACCGGGAAAAGACGGGCUACCAGGAUUACCAGGCCCGAAAGGAGAUGCAGGUUAUCCUGGUGCUCCGGGAAAAGAAGGCGUUCCUGGGCUCCCAGGCUUGCCGGGACCAAAGGGUAAUGAAGGUUUACCAGGGCCACCGGGCAUCGUUGGUCUACCUGGAUUGCCUGGUCCAAAAGGAAAUGCUGGAAAACCUGGUUUGCCGGGUUUGCAAGGUCAAAAAGGUGAAGCAGGAUAUCCAGGAUCUCCAGGAUUGCCAGGAGUUAAAGGAGAACCAGGACUGUCAAUGACUGGGCCACCGGGUCCUCCUGGAUUUCCUGGACUGAAAGGAAAUGACGGUUUACCAGGACCACCAGGACCUUCAGGUCCCGAAGGACCACGCGGUUUGCCAGGUUUACCAGGCUUAAAAGGAGAUGCUGGCCUUCCAGGCACACCUGGAAUUGUCGGUUUACAGGGUCAAAAAGGCGAUGCAGGAUUUCCGGGACUUCCAGGAGCAGAAGGCCCACCAGGGCCGCCUGGCAUAGCAGGAGUGCCAGGUUUCCCAGGACAAAAAGGUGAAGAAGGAUUGCCAGGUCUGCCAGGUGUUGCUGGAUUGAAAGGUGAUGCUGGACUUCCUGGAGCUCCUGGUCUUCCAGGAGCAGCCGGACAACCAGGAUUUCCAGGACAAAAAGGAUCAGCAGGGCUUCCAGGAAUACCAGGUGCUAAAGGCAACGCAGGGUUACCAGGUUUACCGGGACCUCCUGGAGCUAAAGGCGAACGAGGAUUAGCUGGUUUGCCUGGUCUGCCGGGAAUGAAGGGCGAACCAGGCCAUCCCGGUUUAUCUGGUAAAGAUGGGAUCCCAGGUAUUCCUGGUGCAAAAGGGGAACGUGGCUUUAAUGGACUUCCGGGUGAAAAGGGUGAACCUGGACCUGCUGCAAGAGAUGGAGAGAAGGGUAACGCUGGUCUGCCUGGCGCACCAGGUUUACGAGGACCUCAAGGACCACCUGGAUUGCCAGGAUUGCCAGGCGCAAAAGGUGAUGCCGGACAACCAGGUUACGGUGCGCCCGGUCUACCGGGAGAAAAGGGUAUUCCAGGCCUACCCGGGAAACAAGGAAGACAAGGAGCACCUGGACAAAAAGGACUUGAUGGUGCACCAGGAUUUCCAGGACUUAAGGGCGAUGCAGGUAUUCCUGGAGCACCAGGACUUCGUGGGCAAGAUGGAUUACCUGGUUUACCAGGACAAAAGGGUGAUGCAGGCUUUCCAGGUCAAGUUGGACUUCCUGGAGCACCCGGUUUGCCGGGUAAGAUGGGUGUGCCUGGUAUCCGGGGUGACAAAGGAAGUCCAGGUAUGCCUGGAGCUCAUGGUGAUCGUGGUUUAGAUGGUCUUCCAGGCCAAAAAGGAGAACCUGGAUUUCCAGGAUUACAAGGCCCCAUGGGUCCACCUGGUGUUAAGGGUAAUAUAGGCCAACCUGGUUACCCAGGAAUAAAAGGAUUGCCAGGACUACCUGGAAAAGACGGACUGCCUGGUUUACCAGGAAUUAAAGGUGAUACUGGAAUACAAGGAAGACCUGGAAAGGAUGGAUUUCCUGGAAUACCUGGACAGAAAGGUGAAACUGGUUUGCCUGGAUUACCCGGUUUACCUGGCGCAUCAAUAACUGGGCCAAAAGGUGUUGCCGGAGCACCAGGCCUUCCCGGUAAAGAUGGUCUUCCUGGAUUACCAGGAAUAAAAGGUGAACCAGGACUACCGGGAUAUGCUGGAGUACCAGGUGCAAAAGGAGAUGCUGGACUACCAGGAAUCCCAGGAGCUAAAGGAGAACCAGGACUACCAGGAUUGCCGGGUUUGCGUGGUAAAGAUGGACUUCCUGGAGUACACGGUAUCGCUGGAUUACCGGGCAUACCAGGUUCAAAAGGUGAUGCCGGACUCACAGGCGCCCCGGGUACACCAGGUCUUCCAGGUUUGCCGGGAUUGAAAGGCGAACCAGGUCUCCCUGGAUUCCUAGGACCGAAAGGCGAAGCAGGUUUGCCAGGACAACCAGGGUUACCAGGACUGCCGGGUCUAAAAGGUGACUGUGGUAUUCCUGGAGCGCCAGGUCGAGAUGGUGCACCAGGUAAGGUUGGCGAACCAGGACCGAUGGGUCCUCCAGGAGCUGAACCAUUAACAUUGCGUGGUGAGAAAGGUGAUCUUGGACCAAUGGGUUUACCGGGCAUACGAGGUGAAAAAGGACUUCCUGGCCUAGAUGGUUUGCCAGGACCGAGUGGGCCACCAGGACCACCAGGAUUGAAAGGAGCAGAUGGUUUUCCAGGACAACCUGGCUUACCCGGUGAAAAAGGCGCGGCUGGUUUACCAGGCUUUCCAGGUGUAGAGGGUACACCAGGACCACCGGGACUUCCAGGGCCAAGCGGACCACCGGGUUUACCAGGACCAACAUACAGGGAUGGAUUCUUACUUGUCAAACACAGUCAAACAACUGAAGUACCUCAAUGUCCCCCAGGACAGCGAGCUCUAUGGGAUGGCUAUUCUCUGCUGUAUAUCGAGGGCAAUGAAAAAUCACAUAAUCAAGAUCUAGGUCAUGCGGGUUCAUGCUUAACGAGGUUUUCAACGAUGCCAUUUUUAUUUUGUGACUUCAACAACGUUUGUAAUUACGCAUCUCGUAAUGAUAAAUCAUACUGGUUAUCAACAACAGCACCAAUACCAAUGAUGCCUGUUAAUGAGCAAGGCAUUGAGCCUUAUAUUUCAAGAUGUGCUGUAUGUGAAGCACCAGCGAAUGUUAUUGCGGUUCACUCUCAAACUAUCCAAAUACCAAACUGUCCAAAUGGAUGGAACUCACUUUGGAUUGGUUAUUCAUUUGCCAUGCAUACCGGUGCGGGAGCAGAAGGUGGUGGUCAAUCUCUAAGCUCACCUGGCUCAUGUCUUGAAGAUUUUCGAGCAACACCUUUCAUUGAAUGCAAUGGUGCUCGUGGUAGCUGCCAUUAUUUCGCUAACAAAUUCAGUUUUUGGCUUACAACAAUUGAAGAUGAUCAGCAAUUCAGGAUCCCAGAAAGUGAAACAUUGAAAUCGGGAAGUUUACGAACACGGGUCUCCCGGUGUCAAGUGUGCAUAAAAGCUACAGAUUCGAGCCGAUUCCCAUACAAGCAGUAG